CUGAGCUCGAUUGCUUCCUCCUUGCGCCUGAAAGAGUCGAUCCCAGAGUCCAUGCCGCCGCUGAUGCAACAUACUGACAGGUCCAACCGGCUUCCACUGACCACUUUUCAUCUCGAAUUGUGACUUCAGUCAUCAAGGCACAAGGCCACAAGCGCAAUGGCAGAACAGCUAAACCCAGAUGAGAAAUUUCACCUCAUCACAAGGAACCUGCAGGAGGUCCUUGGUGAAGAGAAAUUGAAGCAAGUACUCCAAGAGAGAGAGCUGAAGGUGUACUGGGGUACAGCCACCACAGGCAAACCCCAUGUAGCCUACUUUGUCCCCAUGUCAAAGAUAGCAGACUUCCUCAAGGCUGGAUGUGAGGUGACUAUCCUGUUCGCUGACUUGCAUGCCUAUCUGGACAACAUGAAGGCUCCCUGGGAGCUGCUGGAGCUCAGGGUGCAGUACUAUGAACAGGUUAUCAAGGCCAUGCUGGAGAGCAUUGGUGUGCCACUGGAUAAACUCAAGUUCGUCAAAGGGACGGACUACCAACUCAGUAGAGAGUAUACUCUGGAUGUAUACCGCCUGUCCUCCAUGGUGACAGAACAUGAUGCUAAGAAGGCUGGAGCUGAGGUUGUCAAGCAGGUGGACCACCCACUUCUGAGUGGCCUGCUCUACCCUGGAUUACAGGCUCUAGAUGAGGAGUAUCUGAAGGUGGAUGCCCAGUUUGGAGGAGUAGACCAGAGGAAGAUUUUCACUUUGGCAGAAAAGUACUUGCCCUCCCUGGGUUAUACCAAGCGAUCCCAUCUGAUGAACCCCAUGGUGCCAGGUCUGACAGGGGCCAAGAUGAGCUCCUCAGAGGAAGAGUCAAAGAUUGAUUUGUUAGACAAGAGGGAGGAUGUGAAGAAGAAGCUAAAGAAGGCUUUCUGUGAGCCAGGGAACAUCCAGAACAAUGGAGUCCUCUCUUUUGUCAAAUAUGUCCUCUUCCCUUUACAUGGAGAAUUUUGCGUCAAACGAGACCCCAAGUGGGGUGGAGACAAAGUCUAUACCACAUUUGAGGAGGUGGAGAAUGACUUUGCAGGCGAGAUCAUCCACCCAGGAGAUCUGAAGGCUUCAGUGGAAGUAGCACUAAACAAAUUGUUGGACCCGAUCAGAAAGAAGUUUGAGGCCCCGCAGCUCCGCAAACUCACCAACUCUGCUUACCCUGACCCCUCAAAAAACAAGACAGGUGGUAAGGGUGCCAAAUCAGGAGGCGGAGAGGAAGAUGAGCUGGUUCCCUCCAGGUUGGACAUCAGGGUGGGGAAGAUCAUCAGCGUGGAGAAGCAUCCAGACGCCGAUUCGCUGUAUUUGGAGAAGAUUGAUGUCGGAGAGGCAGAGCCAAGGACAGUAGUUAGUGGGCUGGUGGCCUACAUUUCCCAGGAGGACUUGCAGGACAGAAUGGUGCUGUUGCUUUGCAAUCUAAAACCCCAGAAAAUGAGAGGGGUUGAGUCUCAAGCUAUGCUGCUGUGUGCCUCUGUAGAAGCGGAGCCCAGGAGGGUGGAGCCUCUUGACCCCCCUGAGGGCUCAUCGCCAGGGGAACGGGUCUUUGUAGAAGGAUAUGAAGCAGGCAAACCAGACGAAAAACUCAACCCAAAAAAGAAGGUCUGGGAAAAACUACAGGUGGACCUGAAGAUAUCAGAUGAGUGUGCUGCCCAGUGGAAAGAUAAGCAGUUGAUGACCAAACUAGGACAGAUCACAUGCAAGACGUUGAAAGGAGGCAACAUCAGUUAGAUGCACACAGAUUCCACUUACCGCUGAGCACGCGCUGUCCAGAUAACCCACAACAAGAAAGCACUCAUCUCAUCAUUAUGAUAACAGUAAUGCUCAGACUUCACCACCUCGGCUCUUGAAGAACAAAUAGAGCAAGGUUGGGCAGGGAUGCCAAAACCUCAGCUGCUCGGGACCGGCCUAGACAAAUUCAGCAAUAUCUUGCUUUGUCUUAUACUAAGGAAGGGAAGUGUAAUUCAGACCUGUAUUAUAUUUAGAAAUCAUUCAUUAAAAGAUAUUACUAACCAAGCUCUAAUCAAAAUAUCAUAAUGCCCAUUAUUUAUAAGGACUGUGAAGUUUUUUUUUCUUCUUACCAGGUAUUGUACCCUGACAGCAUUUCACUUAAACCUAGAGAAUACCAUUUUCCAGAUAUGGAAGUGGUUUAUGCUCUGUGAAACCUACAUGGUUGUCUCUUUUACGAGGUAAGUAUAACCUCGCAUAGCACAGUAAUGUUCCAGAAAGCAGCUGGUAGAGAAAAUCUCAGGUGUUCUAAGAAGGGAAUUCAUGUUACGGUACUUUUCCUGGAAUUAAACUUCACUCUGUGGUGUUAAUUUUCAUCAGCAAAUGUUGGGUCAUCGGCAUAUCUGCCGGUCUUAAGUCAUUACAACGGUUUAAUUGUUGGAUUUUAGACAUUCGGUGUGUACAGAAAUCAAUUUGCCUUGUUUUAUUAUACGGGGUUGGUAUGUUACGGUAAUAUACAGAUAGAUAUCUGUAUCUGGACAUGAACUGUCAUAUCAAUCAAUAUUGCAUUAUUUCCAAUGAAAUAAAUGACAA
Messenger RNA from Lampris incognitus (smalleye Pacific opah), 2556 nucleotides. RefSeq names its product tyrosyl-tRNA synthetase 1 (gene yars1). Gene Ontology annotation, biological process: tyrosyl-tRNA aminoacylation. Gene Ontology annotation, molecular function: tyrosine-tRNA ligase activity; tRNA binding; ATP binding. Lineage: Eukaryota; Metazoa; Chordata; Actinopteri; Lampriformes; Lampridae. The transcript has 14 exons. The coding region runs from base 157 to 1746 and encodes 529 amino acids. The record is from RefSeq and is a predicted model, not a curated record.